Besnoitia besnoiti is the source of this 2166-nucleotide messenger RNA. RefSeq lists its product as uncharacterized. Gene Ontology annotation, cellular component: cytoplasm; ubiquitin ligase complex. Gene Ontology annotation, molecular function: ubiquitin protein ligase activity; zinc ion binding; ubiquitin conjugating enzyme binding. The coding region runs from base 1 to 2166 and encodes 721 amino acids. NCBI's taxonomy places the organism in Eukaryota, Apicomplexa, Conoidasida, Eucoccidiorida, Sarcocystidae. The record is from RefSeq and is a predicted model, not a curated record. Gene Ontology annotation, biological process: positive regulation of proteasomal ubiquitin-dependent protein catabolic process; ubiquitin-dependent protein catabolic process; protein polyubiquitination. The transcript has 5 exons.
AUGGAGAGGAAGGACCUUUUCUGUCGUUCUGAAAACAUUCCGCUCGCAGGCACUCAGAAUGCGCGAAAGGCAAAGACGGGGGCUCGAAGUGUGCGCGGGCUCCUCCAAGUAUUCGGAGAUGCAGUCCGCCAGGUAACCUCGCUCAGGGAAACCGGGAGGCACGUCGGGCGCGUGCAGGAGUCCGCGCACUCGUCGCGUGAUGGCUUGACGUUGGAGAAUCACAGUCAGGGUCCGAGGGAGGCUGCGGCAAGGAACCACGCAACUGCGGCGGACGCGCAUCCUUUGCCCCAGCCGUGCAGCAUCUGCCUGGAGCCGAUGCUCCCCACUGACAUGUGCAUAAGCUUGGGUUGUUCUUCCCAGCAAGCGCGCUCAGGCGUGUCAGCUUCAAAUGCCCUGCCCUCCAAAAAGAAAACCGAGCCACAGCGGGUCGGCGCCGCAGAGCGCGUGCCGCACAGACUCCACACAGUCUGUUUCCGCCAGUACGUGACAUUUUCGCUGCAGAACUGCCAGGUGACUGCGAGGCCAUCUGAGGGCGGCGGCAAGGGCAGCGGGAUUGCCAUUCUGCGCUGCCCCAUACCCGAGUGCCGAGAAGACGUUCCGCAGAGCGUCAUCCGUCGGUUGCUUCUGCCGUCAACCCAAGACCUCGAGGUCUGCUGUGUAGAUGAGGCUGACGACGACUUCUUCUUGGUGCGCAGGCGGAGCUCCAAACAGAGCGAUUCCUCCUCUGUGUCGCUGCCGCUAUCGACGUCGACACUCGCCUCGGGCGCCUCUUCGGCGUCGAGACGGAGGGGGGUGACCAGGGGGGCAGACGACGGGAGCGCGACAGCUUCACCGUCCCCCUCGCACACGCCUUCCUCGUCUUCGCCGUCCGCGGCUUCUGGGGCUCUCGCUGCUGCAGCUGCCGCGGCGAUGCGGCAGGUACGGAGAGGCGAGGCGGCGGACGCAGAAGCUGCGCAAAAAGAGAACUGCCCCGAAGUCGUUCCUCCUUCUUCAGAGCCCCCCUCCAGUGCCGCGCCAGCGAGCUGCGCGGCUGAAGGCGACAAGGAGGGACGGGCGCUGUAUGGGGUCUAUUUGGAGCGAACCUUCGAGGCCUACGCCGACACCGCUGGCGACGUCGUUCGCUGUCUGGCGCCGGGUUGCGGCUACGCGUUCUGGUGGCCGGCGGAUGCGGAGUGGCUCGAAGACGAAGCUGAGCGCCAGGGCGGCGAGACGUGUCCCAAGUGUCAGAGCCGAUGCCUCGUCUGCGGGUGCGCCGUGCACGAGGACGUCGGCUGCGAGGAGGCGUGGAGCGCGCAGAACGCCGCGGCGGCUCGCUCCGCGUCGGUCGCGCUGCCCGGCGGCAAAGGAGGGAAGCCCGGCUCCAGUCGCGUUGUCGCGAGGAGAGACCUGUCCUUUUGGCGCGAGCUGCGGCGCGUCGACUCUGCAUUCGAAGAAUACAAAAAGGCUGAAAAUCUGCGAGACUGCGUGCAGUGCGGUGCCACAGUUCACUUGGAGGCGGGCUGCCACCGCAUGCGCUGCCGAUGCGGAUACAAAUUCUGUUACGUGUGCGGCACCCCAAACGCGACCUGCACGUGCCCGGAGGUUCAGGGCCACGGCUUUCUCACUCUGGAGGAAGUUCGGCAGACGCACGCGCCGACGCGGCGCCGCGCCGCGUCAAACGCCGCCGCAGGUGAGAGUUCGCGUCGUCCUCCGCACGUGCAGGAUGCUUCGCCCGCAGCCGCCUCCGCGGCUCCCCCCGCGCCAGGCCGGGUGGAGCACGUCUCGCGGCUCCGCACUCGUGCCUCCGCCGCCUCGUCGGACGCGACGUCUGGCUCGAACGCCGCUGUGGCGACGCGCGCCUCGUCGCCGCGCGUAGUGCGCGGGAGUCCAGCUCAGCUCAAGAGGGAAGACCGGGAGGGCGGAGGGCCUCUGGAGGUCGCGAAACCCCACAACGCGCGAACCAGGCAGCGUCGCGCGCGGCCGCCCUCCGCGGCGUCCGCGGCUGGGCGCCGCGGGGGGAAUGAGGUGACCGAAGGGCCGCGGACAGGCGAGCGCCGAGGAGCCUCCGCGGGGAGGGCGCGUGUGCAGGUGCCUCAGCGCGCCAAGACAGAGACGAAAGUCAGGAAGCGGCCUCGGCCGGGAGAUACCACGGAGGCGAAAGCGGUCGGGAGGCGGAGACGCAGCUAG